AAACCUCGAGUGUACUGUGAGAUUACUGAUCUUUGUCAUCUUCCGACAUACCUAUCCGGCCCUUGUAAGCAUGGGACCCGGCUUACCGCCCUCCACCUAGAAUCCUUUCCUACCUCGGCACCUAGACGCACUACUUGCCUAACUAUCGCACUAUCAAUGGCCCCUUGUAGAUGAGGUUUAGCGAUCGUCGUGAGGGGUGGGGUCCCCAUAUUCUCCAGGUUCCCCUCAGUUUAAGGCGUUCCACUUUACUCAACUAUUUUGAGUCCUUCUCACCCCGACACCACUGAAUCAAAACCUAUUUUUAAUCACGCAUUGGCCGUGAUGCUAUAGGCUAUAUAGACAAAUGGCGGUCAUCUUGUACCUCACCACUAUCGUCGUUGCUUGGCUCUUAGCCAUUCUGUACGCCCCUGUCAAGCAACAAAUUACAGUUCUAGGGCUAUUACGACCGCUGGAAUCAUGGCAGAACGUCCACGGCAUCGAGAAUCAUAUCAUCCAGGAUACAAUCGCUUGCGAGGAUCUUCACUACCAUGAACAAUCUGGCCUGCUGUAUUCUGCAUGUCAAGGAGAUCUUGUUAAAGCAGCUGGCUGGUUCCCAGGGGCUUGGUCUUUAGAUUACCCGAAAAACCCUGCUUCCGGGUCACUGGUAGUGAUUGAUCCUAAGACUAUGAAAGCGCGGAAACUCUCACUUGAAAAUUUCUACUCGGAUAUAUUUGUAACCCAUGGGAUCAGCCUUUAUACUCCUCCCGAUGACCAAAAGACCAUAUACAUAUUAGCCAUAAACCAUCUACCAAACCCACUUUGGACCCCAACUUCAUCAGAACAUUCUAAAGCAGCUUCGCGUGUCGAGGUCUUUGUGCAUAAGAUCGGAAGCAACAAGGCAAAACAUAUUCGCUCGAUAUCGCACCCGUUAAUCAGGACACCCAACGAUCUCCUUGCGUUAUCUGAGAAUGAGUUUCUCGUCACCAACGACCAUUACUACCUCGAUGGUUAUAUGCGUCUUGUAGAAGAAUUAUUCCACCCGGCAUGGACCGACCUCUUGCACGUGCAUGCAAACGACGCCGACAACGUCACUGCAACAGUUAGCCUUACCUCGGUCCCGGGGAAUAAUGGCUUAGGUUGGGGUCCAAACGGACAGGUUUUGACUUCGGAUGCUACGGCCGGCUCUAUCUACUUUGCGGAUUUCCAAGACCACAACAAAACCUUAUCCGUUUCUCACUCGAUCCAAGCGGACGGUGUCGUUGACAACCCAUUCUUCUUUUCUGACCCCUAUGCUGGAGUUGACGGCAAGGACUACAGCGGGUACCUUCUUCCCGGCAUCGGACGCGCGGGCGACUUCCUUACAAACUACAAGGAUCCCACUGGAAAAGCCCCUCUAACGAGUCUUGUGUAUUUCCUCCCCGCAAGCGCCGGAAAGAAGGAUAGCGAGGAUAGUGGAAAAAAGCCAAUACUCGUGUUCUCGGAUGACGGGAGCUCAUUGAGAGGCGCGACGACAGCUGUGAUCGUUGCUAUAGAUCCGGCGACUAAUGACGGGAAGAGGCAAGGGUGGCUUUUCGUGACGGGAGUCAUAGCACCUCAUAUGCUGGCGACGAAGAUAGACUUCCCUACUACUCUAGCUUGAAGCGUUGGGUUAUGGAUCACGAGCAAACCAAGCCCUCAAUUUGUGGAUAACUGGUGGGGUUGGAAAUGAUGUUUGAGUUAGUUGUGAGCGAUUGUUUCGCUCUGACUUCUAUUGAUAUCUCCCACAUGAGGUCGUC
Hypoxylon trugodes is the source of this 1754-nucleotide messenger RNA. RefSeq names its product calcium-dependent phosphotriesterase. NCBI's taxonomy places the organism in Eukaryota, Fungi, Ascomycota, Sordariomycetes, Xylariales, Hypoxylaceae. The coding region runs from base 344 to 1618 and encodes 424 amino acids. Gene Ontology annotation, molecular function: arylesterase activity. The record is from RefSeq and is a predicted model, not a curated record. The transcript has 3 exons.